AUGACUGAGCUGAAGAAGGUGAUGAAGAUGUCUUGUAGCACCUUCAAGGCCGAUAGUGCUUGGGAGGUGCUGGCUGGAGAGUGGAUUUGCUUGUGUGCCCUUGUCCCUGUCCAUGACCGUCCCUUCAGCCCUGCCGUUGUCCUGUCCCUAAUAACCCUCGCCCUCACGCCUGCCCCUGCCUGCGCCCCUGCCUGCGCCCCUGCCUGUGCCCCUGCCUGCGCCCCUGCCUGCGUCCCUGCCUGCGCCCCUGCCUGUGCCCCUGCCUGCGGCCCUGCCUGCGCCCCUGCCUGUGCCCCUGCCUGCGCCCCUGCCUGCGCCCCUGCCUACGCCCCUGCCCCCGUCUCCGAUUCCGCUGCGUGA
Messenger RNA from Penaeus monodon (black tiger shrimp), 360 nucleotides. Its product is annotated as cyclin-dependent kinase inhibitor 1C-like. Bases 1 to 360 code for a protein of 119 amino acids. The transcript is spliced from 2 exons. NCBI's taxonomy places the organism in Eukaryota, Metazoa, Arthropoda, Malacostraca, Decapoda, Penaeidae. The record is from RefSeq and is a predicted model, not a curated record.